This is a messenger RNA of Monoraphidium neglectum, 1821 nucleotides long. RefSeq names its product Mitogen-activated protein kinase kinase kinase. Bases 1 to 1821 code for a protein of 606 amino acids. NCBI's taxonomy places the organism in Eukaryota, Viridiplantae, Chlorophyta, Chlorophyceae, Sphaeropleales, Selenastraceae. Gene Ontology annotation, biological process: protein phosphorylation. The transcript has 14 exons. Gene Ontology annotation, molecular function: ATP binding; protein kinase activity. The record is from RefSeq and is a predicted model, not a curated record.
AUGGCAUGUGAGUGGCUCGUCCCUGCCUCCCUAGAGGUGGCGCCGCCGCGCGGGCCGGGGCAGCGGCUGGCGGUGUCUCUGGGCGCAGGGCUCGGCGCAGGAGGCCUCGGUGCCGCGCUGCUGGCGACCCUCGCAGCAUGCGUGAUGCUGCCGCGCCGCCGGCGCCGCGCCGCGGCCGCGGCAGCGGCAGCCGCCACCGCACGCGCGGCGGGCGCGGACGUGGCGCCGUCGGGGCCCUCCCUGGAGGGACUGCUCGCCCCUGCCUGGAAGCUGCCAGAAGACAGCGACGCCUGCGGCGGCGGACGCAUCGACUGCGGCGGCCCUGGGGCGGGGUGGCGGCUUCUGGCGCGCCACUCACCACCUGGCAUCAAGGACUCCCACCAAGGAGUCUCGACAGGCCACGUGCAGCUGGGCGUGCUGCUGGGCGCGGGGUCGUUUGGGCGCGUGUACAAGGGCCGCUGGCAGGGGUGUGACGUCGCAGUCAAGGUGAUGCUUCACAGCGACGUGCAGCAGUCCGUGAGGAUCCAGUCCGAGAUUGAGCUCAUGCUCAGCUUCAGGCACGACAACGUGGUGGAGCUGGCAGCCGGCCAGGGGGGCCCUUCUCAACCGCAGCAGGCUGUGCCGCCUGCCGGCGCGGCGGCAGCGGCUCCCGAGAGCGGCGGCGGCUCCGAGGCCGGCCGCAGCGGCGGCACCCCGCGGCGCAGCUGCCCCGUUGCCGGGGCGCUGGCGACAAAGGACGCGAGGGUUCCCUACGGCGCCGGCCUCGCUGCCGCGAGCGGCGCGUCUGGGGAAGGCGGCGUUGGCGCCGCCGCGGCUGUCGACGCGGCGACGCGCGCGGAGCGGCGCUCGGACGGCGGGUGGCUGCCGUGCAAUGGGGAGGCGCAGACCUGGCUGGUAGUGGAGUACUGCUCAGAUGGCAACCUGGCGGAGCUUGUGCGCGGCGGCGUGCUGCACGCAGGCGGCGCCGCCCGCGCCGGCGGCGCGUGCAGCAGCAGCCCGGGCGCGUCGGCUAGCGGCGGCGGCGCGACGGGCAGCAGCUGGGCGAUGGGCAGCAGCCGCCAGGCGGUCGGGGGCGGCGGCGGCGGCGCGGGUGCUGCGGCGCUGUCUGUUGACCUGCCGCGCGCUCUGGCGCUGCUGCUGGAUGUGGCGCGCGGCAUGGCCUACCUCCACGCCAGGAACAUCAUCCACGGGGACCUCAAGAGUCAAAACGUGAUGCUGUCUAGGGCUGCGGGCAGGAGCGCUGGGGUUGCCGCGAAGAUCACCGACUUUGGCCUGUCCAAGGCGACCGGCCGCAUGAGCCCUGCCGCUGACGUGUACGCGUUUGGUGUCCUGGCCUGGGAGGUCCUGACGGGCCGCGGUGCGUUCCACGGCCUGCACUAUGCGGAGGUGAUCGAGCAGGUGGCCCUGCGGGGGGCGCGGCUCCCCAUCCCCCCCGGCCUACCCCCAGAGCUGUCCGCCCUCAUGCAGAGCUGCUGGCAGGCGGACCCCGCGAAGAGGCCGGGCUUCGACGCACUGGUGUCCUGCUUCGAGCUCCUUAUACGGGGCUGCGAUGAUGAGGAGGAAACAGCAUCCGCUCUGCACAAGGGCGCAGAUCCACUUUGGCUUGGAGCGGACACACAAGGCUGUGGCGAGCUUGGCGUGGCAUCGGACGCCAAGCAGCGGCCGCGAAAUCCCGAUACGGCGGCCGGAACGGGCUCGGCCGCUGAGCUGCAGCCGGAGUUGCCUCUGCAGGAGCCAGGGGCGGUGGUGUCGGCGGGCGCGGCCGUGGUGAAGCACGCGGGGGCGCUGGCGUGCAGCAGAUUUUUGGGCGGAUGGGAAUGA